Messenger RNA from Effrenium voratum, 1020 nucleotides. The record is from the annotation of a GenBank genome assembly. Lineage: Eukaryota; Dinophyceae; Suessiales; Symbiodiniaceae.
AUGUGUUUGUGGAAGGUUGUCCGCCUGUUCAGUUUGCUGAGCGCCUCAGCAUUACAAGAGCUGACUGAUGUGACAUAUCAUCAAACCUGGGGGCUUCCCACCUUGGACGCGUCGGCCAUCGAUCCACAGAGCAUCCAGACCCUCGACAAAUCCGCCUGCCGCGUCGAGUUGCUCUACCACUGGAUUCAGCAGUUCAUUGCGGACGGUGCCCAGCACCAAGUCCUGGCCACCCCGCCCCCGCUUUUAACGCGUACGCUGUCUGAGCUGGCAAAGGGUAUGGACAAAUAUCAAGAUGCCAUGAAGCACUCCAAGGUGGGCUUUCCCUUUCCAUAUGCGCAAACAACACUGACGCUACUGCUAUUCCACUGGUUUCUAACUCCGCUGGUGACUGUUAAGUGGACCAGCUCGAUUUUUGGAGCUGCAAUCUUUACAUUUGUGCAGGUUUUUACGCUGUGGUGCUUGAAUGCCACAGCAGUUGGCUUUGAACGACCGUUUGGUGGUGAUUUGAACGAUAUUGAUGGCACCGAGAUGCAGAUGGCUAUGAACAAGAGCCUCAUUAAUUUGAUGGAGCCACGGUCUCGCCGAACGCCAUUCAUUCCAUUGUCGACGUUUCUGGACGUGGACGUGUUGCGAAAAAGAGACACGAUUCACACAGCCGCGCUUCAACAGGAAGGUUGGGAAUUGAAGGACUUAUCUGGUACCUCGGGGAAAGGUUUGCUGCGAUGCCUGUGUCCUUGUGUCCGAAGGGAGCGCCAAGUACAACGCACCACCAUCGCAGUGUCCACUCGAUACAGCAGCAAGCGCUAUUGUGAAAUCGACGGUGAGCGGACGGCGGUGCUGAUCAUUGGGAUUGUCGGCUCGGAGCUGUGCUUGGCCUUGCCAGCGCCCAAAGAUAGCCGGAACGCAUUUGAGGUGCUCAAUGUCAAAGGUCAGCCUUGCAGCAUGCGUACCAAGCGCAUCCCAAUUCAAGAAAGACACCUCCUUUUCAAGGCGCCAGACCCUUCAUGGAGCCCAGCCUGA